AUCUGUUUAAAUCUCGGAUUCAAAAUCGAAACCACUUUGAAAACAAGUUCAAAAAUUAACACAAAAAUUUGCGAUUCAGCCUCGUAUAUACUUAAUAAUAAUGAGGCAGAAAUAAAAUAAAUAAUAGCCAGCUGCAAAACAAAAUCCCGAUGAAAUGAAAUUCCUUAUUAAAGUCGUCUCAAUUUUAUGCGCCCUUAAUUAUUCACAUGCCAGUAUUCAUAAGGGAGGUAUACUGUACCCAAGGGAAUCUGAAACCAGGCAAGUAGUUUCACUAGAUGGAAUUUGGAAUUUUAUUGUGCCAGAAGUCAACAGCUCAAAAAAUCCUUUGGUGGGUUUCGAACAGCAUUGGUACAAAAGAGAACUCACACAAAUACCAGAUGUGACAGUCAUUCCAAUGCCGGUACCAUCCAGCUACAAUGACAUCACAACCGACUGGCGUAUAAGAGACCACGUAGGGUUAGUAUGGUACGACCGCAAUUUUUUCGUCCCAAAGUACUGGUCGGAAGCUGGAAGAGUUUGGUUGAGAUUCGAGGCAGUUAGUUAUGCUGCUCAAGUUUGGAUCAAUGGGCAAAUCGUAAUGAGCCAUGAAAUAGGACAUUUACCUUUUUUGGCUGAAAUCACUUCUUAUUUGAAAUAUGGCAAAGAAAAUAGGAUAACUGUUGCUGUUGAUAAUACUUUAUUGCCAGAUACUGUACCUCAAGGAAAAGUCAUAGAGCUGGAAAGUGGAAGAUUACAACAAACCAUAACAUUCGAUUUUUUCAAUUACGCCGGAAUUCAUCGGCCAGUUAAACUGUACACCACCCCGAAAACUUACAUUGAUGACGUUACAGUGGUUACAAUGGAAGCUACAAACGAAAUAGCAAGAAUAAAAUACAAUAUAACAAUCGGAGGCACCUCGGACAUGAAAUACCAAAUCACUUUGUCGGACAAUUCCAAAAAUGUUGUCGCCAAAAACGAAGACAUCAGCGAAAGCCUCGGAACUUUGACAAUAGAGAAUCCCAACUUGUGGUGGCCUUAUUUGAUGGAUCCAAAUCCAGGAUAUCUUUAUUCUAUGGAAAUAGUAUUACUGGAUUCCUAUGGGGAGGUUGUGGACAAGUAUAUUCAGCCAGUGGGCUUGAGGGUGCUUUCCUGGUCUAACACAAGCUUUUCCAUAAAUGGAAGACCGUUAUAUUUGCACGGGUUUGGUCGACAUGAAGAUUCGGAUAUUAGAGGAAAAGGUUUGGAUUUGCCACUGAUAAUCAGAGACUAUAAUUUAAUCAAAUGGGUGGGCGCCAAUGCUUAUAGAACAUCCCAUUAUCCUUACGCCGAAGAAAUCAUGGAUUUGGCCGACCAAAUGGGGAUCAUGAUUAUUGACGAGUGUCCUGGAGUCAAUAUAGAAAUUUUUUCUGAAACGUUGUUAAAGAAGCACAAAGUGUCUCUAACCGAAAUGAUUAAACGAGACAAAAACAGGCCGGCUGUUAUUAUGUGGUCUGCCGCCAACGAGCCUAGGACUCAAUAUCCUGCUGCCAAAGAGUAUUUUAGGCAAGUUAUAGAACACAUAAAGUCUUUAGAUACAACUAGGCCAACUACAAUAGUGGAAUCACAAGGAGUCAAUAUAGUACAGUCGUCUGAAUAUGUAGACAUAGUAAGUUUCAACCGCUACAAUGCUUGGUACUCCAACGAAGGUAAUUUGGAUGUGGUAAUUUCCAGAGUUGUAAACGAAGCUACUGCCUGGCACAAUAAAUUCAAUAAGACUGUUAUUAUGCAGGAAUAUGGUGCUGAUACUUUAGAAGGCCUACAUUUUAGUCCCUCUUUUAUUUGGUCUGAAGAGUACCAAGUUGAAUUGAUGUCAAAACAUUUUGAGGCUUUUGAUUAUUUAAGGAAUCAAGGUUUCUUCAUUGGAGAAUUCAUAUGGAAUUUUGCUGAUUUUAAGACAAGGCAAGAUUACACAAGGGUUGGUGGUAACAAAAAGGGCAUCUUCACCAGAAGUAGACAGCCAAAAUCCAGCGCGCAUUUUCUCAGAAGAAGAUACUGGAACCUUGCCAAAGAAUUCUACAAUGUUUCCUUGCCAGAUGAUCUCAACUUGUACGUUAUACAAGAAGAGAAAAGAACAAUUAAUACUGAACUGUAAAUUUUGUGUGAUAUUGCUAAAAAUCCAAGUACAAGGCAUACUGCCCUAGAAAAUUAAAGGUUUUUAUUUGAAGAUGUUAUUUUUUGUAAAUAUUAUUUUUAUAAACGAGGAUGUCACACUGUAUAAAUACUAAAUAAAAUGCAUUUUGUGAAUUGCUAUUUAAUCUUUAUUAUAAAUAUUCAUCUAU
Molecule: messenger RNA, 2297 nt
Organism: Ceutorhynchus assimilis (cabbage seed weevil)
Lineage: Eukaryota; Metazoa; Arthropoda; Insecta; Coleoptera; Curculionidae
Source: the annotation of a GenBank genome assembly